This is a messenger RNA of Brachypodium distachyon (stiff brome), 1210 nucleotides long. Its product is annotated as peroxidase P7. The coding region runs from base 118 to 1098 and encodes 326 amino acids. The transcript has 2 exons. NCBI's taxonomy places the organism in Eukaryota, Viridiplantae, Streptophyta, Magnoliopsida, Poales, Poaceae. Gene Ontology annotation, molecular function: peroxidase activity; heme binding. Gene Ontology annotation, biological process: hydrogen peroxide catabolic process; response to oxidative stress. The record is from RefSeq and is a predicted model, not a curated record.
CCUUCCCAAUCAUCCACUACAACCUUAUAACAUCCUCGCCUAGCUAAUUAAGAAAAAUCUUACACUCUCCUAGCCUGCUUCUUCUAUACACACUACAGCGAUCGUCGUUCAGUAGUCAUGGCGUCCUCUUCUUCUUCUUGGUUUGCACUGCUCCUCUUCGUUGGUCUCGCCUGCACGGCGGCCAAUUCCAACGUGCUCUCCGCGGGGUACUACGAAAAGACAUGCCCAAACGUACAGGGCGUCGUGAGGUCCGUGAUGGCGCACAGGGUGGCCGGCGAGCCGAGGAUGGCACCCGCAGUCCUCCGCCUCUUCUUCCAUGACUGCUUCGUCAACGGAUGUGACGGCUCUGUUCUCCUGGAUGCCACGCCAUUCUCCGCCAGCGAGAAGGACGCGGAGCCGAACGACUCGCUCACGGGCUUCACGGUAAUCGACGAAAUCAAGUCCAUUCUCGAGCACGACUGUCCGGCCACGGUCUCCUGCGCCGACGUGCUGGCCCUGGCGUCCCGCGACGCCGUGGCCCUUCUCGGAGGCCCCACCUGGGCCGUGCCGCUGGGCCGCAAGGACUCACGGGCCGCCGCUGACCCAGAGUCCACCAAGAACGCGCUCCCGAGCCCAAAAGAUAACCUGGAAGAACUCAUCACCAUGUUCGCAAAGCACGGCCUCGACGCCAGCGACAUGACGGCGCUCUCGGGUGCGCACACCGUCGGCAUGGCCAAAUGCGAGAGCUACAGGGACCGUGUCUACGGGAUUGACAACGAGCACUACAUCGAUCCUUCCUUCGCGGACGCCAGGCGGCAAACGUGCCCGUUGCAAGAAGGCCCCUCCGACGGGAAAGCGCCGUUUGACUCGCAGACGCCCAUGAGGUUCGACAACGCCUACUACCGGGACCUUACCGCGCACCGCGGCCUUCUGUCCUCCGACCAGGCUCUCUACGGGGGGCACGGUGGGAUGCAGGACCAUCUGGUGGAGAUGUACAGCACCGAUGGUGAGGCCUUCGCCAGGGACUUCGCCAACGCCAUGGUCAAGAUGGGGAACAUACCACCACCCAUGGGGAUGCCCGUCGAGGUCAGGCUCCACUGCUCCAAGGUCAACUAUUGAUAUUCAUAGCUUCGUGGAAAAUUAAUUAAGUCCCCAUCGUAUGGGAUUAAUUCAACUGUCAAAUAAACAUUUUGUGCCAAGUAAAUUGUAAGUGCUCAAUUGUUUAUUGUUA